Messenger RNA from Solanum dulcamara, 995 nucleotides. Its product is annotated as mediator of RNA polymerase II transcription subunit 11. NCBI's taxonomy places the organism in Eukaryota, Viridiplantae, Streptophyta, Magnoliopsida, Solanales, Solanaceae. Gene Ontology annotation, molecular function: transcription coregulator activity. Gene Ontology annotation, biological process: regulation of transcription by RNA polymerase II. Gene Ontology annotation, cellular component: mediator complex. The transcript is spliced from 4 exons. The coding region runs from base 285 to 653 and encodes 122 amino acids. The record is from RefSeq and is a predicted model, not a curated record.
AAUUCUCUUUUAAUUCCAAGCCCCAAGUUACUGUAACUUAUACUACUAUUAUGCGGCUCACAUAACUCCGAGCAAAAUCCAUCUCCGUCCGACCGACCGGUGACUACCUUUCUUCUGCCACUAAUUAUCUCCGCCGUCUAAGAGACCUCAGAACCUAAAUCUCUGAAAACUGCACUGAAUCAGGUUUUCUAGAUUCUGUUUAAUUUCUCCACAUCUAGCUCGCUCUUUGGCGUUGGAAUUCAGUAAUCUUUUUCACCUGUCCUGACAACUUCCCUCAGAAUACCAUGGAUUCGCAAAGCCAGAAUACUUCAUUGCAGCGGCUGCAAAAUGUUGAGAAGAGGAUAGUCAGAGUUCUGGAGCUAGCAGGAGGUGUAAUGGAUGAAAUGGCAAAUCCGAGCGGCCCCAGGAAGGAGCUUAUUAACAACCAUUGCAGUGAGUUCAUGCAACUAAUCAAGGACAUUCAGGUCACACUUCGAGAAGAAAUCAAAAGUGCAUGUGAAUAUCGUCCUUUCGAGAAGUGUGACUAUGUACCAAGAAUAUCAAACGAGAUCUGUUGCAAGAAACUAGAGUAUGUCAUUUCUCAGUUUGAUGAUAUGAAGCGGACAAUUGAGGGGUAUCAUGCUGCAGCAUCAGACCAUAUGGUCCUCGAUUAGUAGGUAAUAUACACGGUGUUGCUUCUUGUUCAUGUGGAAACAUAAAUAUCUACGACAACAACUACUACACCUCAAUUCCAAGCAAGUUGGGGUCGGCUACUCUCCCCAGGUUUAUUUAUUUAGGCUUACCCUGGUCUUGGCCGUUCAGCAAGCAAAGAUGAGUUGACUUACUUGAAUCCUGAAUCAAAGCUUCUCUUUAAAACAAUUCUUAAAUGUCCCUAUGGUGCUGGAUUUGUAUCUUAUUCCAUCAAUACUUUAGCUCAGUAUCUGCUGUUGAAUUGUGGUCGUGGCACAUUUUGUAUCCAUAUUGUUUAUGCAAUGAAUUUUGCUUAAUGUUGCAAA